Messenger RNA from Syzygium oleosum, 1747 nucleotides. Its product is annotated as ATP-dependent 6-phosphofructokinase 6-like. Gene Ontology annotation, molecular function: 6-phosphofructokinase activity; ATP binding. The record is from RefSeq and is a predicted model, not a curated record. NCBI's taxonomy places the organism in Eukaryota, Viridiplantae, Streptophyta, Magnoliopsida, Myrtales, Myrtaceae. Bases 111 to 1574 code for a protein of 487 amino acids. Gene Ontology annotation, cellular component: cytoplasm. The transcript has 13 exons. Gene Ontology annotation, biological process: fructose 6-phosphate metabolic process; glycolytic process.
CGUUGCUUUGGAUUCGCGUGUGCGUGUGCGCGCGCGAGUGGGUUCUUGAUCGGGAUCUGGGUCCUUCUUGUUUCCUUCGCCGGGAGUCGGAGUGAGUGGAAAGAACGGCGAUGGGGUUGUCGAGCGCCGCUGCUGCUAAUAGUACCCAGAUGAAGGUGGUGACCGGGGUUGCUGGGUAUGUGCUCGAGGACGUGCCGCACUUGACGGAUUACAUUGAGAACCUCCCUACAUACCCGAAUCCGUUGCGGUCUCAUCCUGGAUAUGCGGUGGUUAAGCAAUAUUUUGUCAACGUGGAUGACACAGUUCCUCAAAAGGUUGUUGUUCACAAGGAUGGCCCAAGAGGAACUCAUUUUCGACGUGGAGGAGCUCGCCAACAGGUGUAUUUUGAGUCAGAUGAAGUGCACGCGUGUAUUGUAACAUGUGGUGGUCUUUGCCCAGGGCUGAACACUGUGAUCAGGGAAAUUGUGUGUGGCCUUUAUCACAUGUAUGGUGUCACCAAAAUCCUCGGAAUAGAUGGCGGAUAUAGGGGAUUCUACUCCAAAAAUACCAUAACUUUGAACCCUAAAGUCGUCAAUGACAUACAUAAGCGUGGUGGUACCAUUCUUGGGACAUCACGAGGAGGCCAUGAUACUUUGAAGAUUGUUGACAGCAUUCAAGAUCGCGGGAUUAACCAGGUUUACAUAAUUGGAGGGGAUGGAACGCAGAAGGGGGCGGCUGUUAUUUAUGAGGAAAUUAGACGGCGUGGGCUUAAAGUCGCUGUUGCUGGCAUCCCGAAAACUAUAGACAAUGACAUCCCUGUCAUUGACAAGUCUUUUGGAUUUGAUACUGCUGUUGAGGAGGCUCAACGUGCAAUUAAUGCAGCUCAUGUAGAAGCUGAAAGUGUUGAAAAUGGAAUAGGUGUAGUCAAGUUGAUGGGACGCUACAGUGGAUUUAUAGCUAUGCAUGCUACCCUUGCCAGUCGAGAUGUGGAUUGCUGUUUGAUUCCGGAAUCACCUUUCUAUCUUGAAGGGAAUGGUGGACUCUAUGAGUUCAUUGAAAAACGACUUAAAGAAAAUGGACACAUGGUGAUUGUGAUAGCUGAAGGAGCAGGGCAAGACCUAGUCACGGAGAGCCUGCAAAUGAAUCAACAAGAUGCUUCAGGGAAUAAGCUUCUUCAAGAUGUUGGUCUGUGGAUAUCUCACAAAAUCAAGGACCAUUUUGCCAGACAGCAAAAGAUGGCCAUUACCCUUAAAUAUAUAGAUCCUACAUACAUGAUCCGGGCUAUUCCAAGUAAUGCAUCGGACAAUGUUUACUGCACACUUCUGGCGCAAAGUGCAGUCCAUGGAGCAAUGGCCGGUUUCACAGGCUUCACAGUUGGACUUGUCAAUACACGACAUACUUACAUUCCUUUAAACCGAGUGACUGAAAGGCAGAACAAAGUUGUCAUAACGGACAGAAUGUGGGCCAGACUUCUUUCUUCAACGAACCAACCAAGCUUCUUAAGUACCAAAAAUGUAGCUUACGCCACGGAAGAGGAAGAACCGCCUACCCAGUCGUCAGAGGGAGGGAACUGUAACGACGGGAAGACCGCGUAAGUGAAGACGUUCGCCCUACUUCAUAACCGGAGAAGCAGGGAUUCUUCUACUAAAAUUACGUGUGAACACACCCAUUGAUAUGGUUAUAUCGCUUUGUUUUAUAUGAUGUAGUCAAUAGAUGCUUUUUGUGCAAUGCCGGAAACAGCUUUGGAUUAUCAACUUACCUUUAAGUA